Suillus subalutaceus is the source of this 1607-nucleotide messenger RNA. Its product is annotated as cytochrome P450. The record is from RefSeq and is a predicted model, not a curated record. Gene Ontology annotation, molecular function: heme binding; monooxygenase activity; iron ion binding. Lineage: Eukaryota; Fungi; Basidiomycota; Agaricomycetes; Boletales; Suillaceae. Bases 1 to 1452 code for a protein of 483 amino acids. The transcript is spliced from 13 exons.
AUGUUCCUCACAUGGAACUGGCAGACUGGGGCAGUCAUCUGUGGUCUACUAGGCGUUGCUGUUUAUUCCUAUCGUUCUCGUAUAUCUAAAUUCCGUCAGCUGCCCCUACCUCCUGGUCCACCGGACCCUCCUCUUGUGGAGUAUCCACCCAGGAAAAUCGCUCAGUGGAUAGCAGAAUAUGGACCAGUCAUAUCUCUCAAUGAUGGAGAAAACGUACUAGUCAUCGUCGGACGUCACGAGGAAGCGCUUGAUAUCAUGGAGAAGCAAGGCGCAUGCGUCGCAGACCGUCCUCGUUCAGUCGCUGGCGGUGACAUACUUGGUGGAGGAAUGCGAUUCGUCCAACUUCGCUAUGGAGAAAGGUUCCGCAAAUUUCGCAAAAUCACGCAUUCGCACCUCCAAGUGAAGACUGCUCAGACUUACGAGCCGAUACAGUUCGCGCAUGCACGUGAGGUUAUUCAAGACAUACUGGACGAGCCCAAAUUGCACCAGCAACAUAUCAAGCGUUAUGUAGCAGCUGUAAUUAUGCAUGUCGUCUAUGGGAAAACAACCCGUACAUCACUUGAUGACCCAUAUCUACUGCGGCUGCAAAGGAUGGUCCCAAGGAUUCAGAGUGCGAUGGCACCAGGCGCGUACCUCGUUGACAAGUACCCCAUCCUCAAAUAUGUCCCUGGUUAUGGGCGAGAUUUGAAGGCAUGGGGACGGGAAGAAUACGAUAUGUUAUAUGGCCAGUUCAAGUGGGUUAAAAGUCAAGUGGAAAGCAACAUUGCGCCCCCCUCAGUUACAAAGGAUUUCCUCCUAAACGAAGAAAACAAAUUGUCUGACGCAGAGAUGACAUAUAUUUCUGGGUCCCUUACUGCUGUCGGGACUUCAACGGUGUUAAUGGCUGCUGCACGUUUCCCAGAAGCACAAGCUCGCGUACACGAGGAGCUGGAUACUGUGGUUGGCAGGGAGACCCCUCCCACUUUCGAGGACUGGUCGCAGCUUGUUCAGGUUCAAGCCUUCAUUCUGGAAGCUCUUCGAUGGAGGCCUAUCAACCCAACAGGAUUCCCGCAUCGCGCAACACAAGAUAUAAUUUGGAACGGCGUGUGCAUCCCUGCUGGCGCCAUCGUUCGUGGAAGUAAUUGGUGCAUCGGGCGUGACCCCGCUGUCUUUCUCGAUCCCGAAGUAUUCAAUCCACAACGAUGGAUCGGUGAAGACGGAGAAAUCAGAGAGGACAUGAAGAUAUUCACUUUUGGUUUUGGAAGACGUGCAUGCCCGGGGGUGCAUAUCGCUAGACGAUCAGUGUUCAUCGCUGUCGCUCUUAUGUUCUGGUCCUUCACGGUGGCAGAAGACCCUGACAAACCCAUUGACGACACUGCUUUCACCCCUGGUGUGGUAUCACACCAGAUGCCUUUCAGCUUGGUGUUCAAGCCCCGCAUUGAUGAAGCAUUUUUGAGAAGCACUUUCUGUUAGACGGCAUAUAUGAUAUAUAAUGCUCUCGCUUUGCGUGGCUGUCGGUACAGCGAUCUUGGUAUCUUUAUGUAACUUUUAGGUUCGUUAUAGUUUCUCUUGUUAGCCAUAUUUCCUGCUCUGCAUCAUACGCCUGCUGUAUAAAUAUUUAGAAUAAC